CACCCCCUCCUCCCCAGUCUCCACCAAGCUCCCGCUCCCACUCGCCUCCUCCGCUGCCUUCGCUUCGCCGCCGGCCGCCGCGCGACCCUCCCCCGCCGCUCCGGGCUCCGCCUCCGCCGCCGCUGCAGAAGCUAGGGUUUCCGGCGCCGGGCGCCGGGGUAUGAGCAGCAGCCGCCGCCCCGCAGGAUCUAGGGUUCCGACGAUUCCGCUCACGGAUGGAGGGUGGUAGAAGGGCGGGCGAAUCCCUCUCGUUAUACACCCAUGGAUCAUGACGAUACUGAUUUUCAGAGUCAAAAUUUUCAACUAGCUGGCGAAGACAAUAACAGGUUCCCUUCAGGUUUGCGACCAUUUGCUCUGCCAAAACUUGAUAUUGAGGAUCAACUACAAGGUCAUCUUCGAUUUGAUAAUUUGAUAGAUUCAGAAGUGUUUUUCAGCGUGCAAGGGCACGAGAGUAAUUGGAUUGAGGUUUUGUCCACUGGAAGCACUGUUGUUGAUUUUAGUUCUAGUGCUGCGGAAUCUUGCUCCAUAUCGAAAACUAAUAAUGUCUGGUCAGAGGCAACAUCCACUGAAUCUGUGGAAAUGUUAUUGAAAUCAGUAGGAGAAAAUGAGACAACUGGUAAUAUGGACAGUAAUGCACACCUUCAGUUAAGUGGUAUGGACAGUCAGACUGAUCCAUCGAACGUGCAUCCUAAAUCCAUGAACUCUCCGACAGAUAGUACUGUAGUGCCAGCUAAGAAAGAUCAGUCUCAGAGCACCGAUUCUAGAAUGACUGAUGAUCCUGAUCGUUCUCAGAGCAUUCAUUCUAGAAUGGCCGCUGACCCUUCAAACACUGAGCCUCAGAUUGAGCAUUUUGCUCCUUUCUUGAUGAACAAGGAAACUGAGCAGGCAGCAGGUUCUGUUGCUGAGAAGUGCAUUGCAAGUGAGAAGUUGUCCUCUUCAAACAACACAUCAGGAAGCUGUCCAGGUGUUGGCAACUAUUUUGAAGCAGUUCAUCAUGACCAUUCUCUGGACAAACUCAGUGUACCCUCUGCCGAAGUAGAUUCUAGAAACUUGAAUAAUGAACCUUUCACAGAGUUGGCUCCCCUUCAGAACAUAUAUGUCAAUGACUCAUAUCACUUUGAACAAGAUGAUAAAGAAUCAGAGGUUGAUGUUACUCAGGAUUCAAAGAUUUGUCAUAUUAAUGAAAGUAAAGUUGAAGGAGGACUACCUGAACUGCAAAGUUUGUCAUGCGCUGGUCAGUCUUUGGGGGCUGUGAACUUGUCCAGUCAAGUUAGCAGUGAAACUCUAUUGUCAGAAAGUUCUGAUGGAUUGCUAGAGGCCAUUACAAAUCCAGUUAAGCUGCACAGGAGUGAUACUACUUGCAAUAGAGUCGACAACACCCUUCAACCAUCUUUUUCCCCAGUGCAACAUGGAACUGAAGGUCUGAAUACUUCAAUUGACAGGAGCAAUGAACUCAACGCCAACGAGUUUGGCAUUGGUUCAAAUUCUGCUCUAUCUCACCUAUCUGAGGCAGACUCACGGAAUUCUAAUCCUCAUCUUGUCAGUUCUCUGUCUCCCAAAAGUAAGGUCGCUGAUACCACUGGUGUUCCUGAAGAAACAAAGAAUGCUGGAGCCAGUAGUACGAACAUCAGCUGUACUGGUGAUGAAUCAAAACUUGGAGUGUUGGAGCACCAUCAAGAUUCUGUUGAUAACCUAAAAAGUGGUGCCAUGGAAGAAAAGACAAAUGGGGAGGAAAUACCUGCAGUUUCAGGAACUAUUGAGCAAACGGUGGAAAAUGACCAUGAAGAAAAUGCUACCGGUGCUACAGGUACAUCAAAGGAUAAGGUUAACUCUUCUGACAGUAUUGCACCUGAAAACUUUCCAGCUGACACUUUCAAUGCUUCAGAGGAUCCAAACAUUCCCUCGAUAAAUCAUGAGACAUUCAAGGAACGUGACACUCCUGCUUUAGUAGAGGAGCCUGAAAACAUGCAUUUGGACCUCUCUACUUCUGGGCCUCAAGAGAAAAUGUCAGCUCCAGCGAUCAGUUCAAGCAGUGGUAUCACUUCUACCACUGUUACCGACACUUUCGGUACAUCAGAGGAUAAAAAUGGCUGUUCACUAGAUGUUUCUGUUGAUGAUUCUUCUGCUUUACCAGAUGAGAAGGACUUGAAAGUGUCCACUAUGAAUCAUGAGGGCCCAUUCAAAGAAGGUGCUAAAUCUGCUUUAGAAGAUGAAGACCACAAUGUUACUCCUGGCUCAGAACCAGGUGGGAUGUCAGCUGUGCCUGAGGACUCAAACAUUGACGUUUAUAGUAGUACUGUUUCUGCUACAGAAAAGGAGGAAUACAAGAAGGCUAGUUCUUUGGGUGGUUUGACCACAGAAGAAACUCAGGAUAAAUCAGGUAACCAUCCAGAUGCUUCUUCACAGAAAUGCCAGACUGAUAGAUCUUCGAUACAAUGUGAACAUCACAUAGAUCAAGCUACACCACCCUCAUUAGGCAUCUCAACUGGCAAAGUUGUUGAAAAGAUUGUAGAAACUCCACUAAAUACAAGCGACGAUUUGAAUGCACAUGUGCAAGAUACAGUGUUAAAUCAUGGUACAGAUCAUAGUCCUGGUACUGUUCCAUCCCAAGGCAAGGUAGGCUCAAGCAUACUCGAACCUGGCAAUGGUACUGAAAUCUGCACCGGUACUACAUGUGGCUCCCCUUCAGGCGCUGAACCCUCUCUACAAGGUGGUGGACAGGGCAGCAAUGCAUUACUUCCUAAUACACUUGAUGGACAAUCUGGGGAUCCAAAAGAUUGUGAAGCCUCAGCUGAUGCUGCUCAAAGCUCAAAACAAUGUUCUACCAGAAAUGUAGGAUGUGCUCCUGAUUCUCAGGAGACUAAUCCAGCAGGAGGCGACAGAAGCUUCUCAUUUGAGGUGGGAGCUCCACCAAAUGUAUCUGAGAAAGCUCAUAGCCCUGUUUGGAGCCCUUUUCCUAGAUACAAAGCUUCUCAGAGUACCGAGAUAACCAGUGAAAAUCUUCAACCUGGAAGUCCUGGAAGCUCAUUGAAGAUAACCACAGAAAAUCCUCAACCUGGAAGUUCAUUGAAGAGUAAGAAAACAUCUAUUGUAAAGUCUGGUAAAGAACAGCUGUCAGAAAGGAAAGUGGCUGAAAGUGCUGGGGGGCCCUCAGACAACUCUAAUAUUGGCAGUAGCACUAAGAAUAAAAGUUCCCCACCAGCACAGUCACAACAGCAUCCAACCCCCGAGUGCUCUGUUUCCUAUGCAGAUUUGGUGAACCUUCCAUUCACAGACCCACAGCAUUUGCAGCUACGUGCACAGAUAUUUGUUUAUGGAGCUCUUAUUCAAGGAACACCACCAGGAGAGGCUUACAUGAUGGCAGCUUUCGGAGAACCUGGUGGUGGUAAACCUACAUGGGAGGCAGCUUGGCGAGCUGCUGUUGUAAGAUUUCAGUACCAAAAAUCAAUUUCUACUGGUUUAGAGACCCCCACAAGUUCACGUAUAGGUAGUUCUGUGCCUGAAAAAGGUAAUAAGGGUACGGCAGUUAGAACUGCGCCAGCUAGCAAAAAAGGUGGCAAAACUGUGGUGCCAGCACAUUCUUCUGUAACCCUGCAGUCUCCAACUUUUAAUGUGCCUCUUGGUAGUUCUACGUUUAACCUGCAGCGAGGUACUCAUCUGGAUUUUAGCCAGGCAGUAUCACCAUUUACAUAUAAUUCACACAUGAGGCAGCCGUCUCCUGGUGUUGCUCCCUGGUAUCCUCAGAGCCCUGGUCCACGUCCUGCUCCCUGGCUGAUUCCAUCACAGAACUUAAUAUUCGAUUCAUCGGUGCAACCGACUGUUCCUACCAAUGAAACUGCAAAGGGGGCGUCAUCCAAAAAUAUAUCCAUUUCACACGCUGUUUCGCCUGGUUUAGUUGUUCCUAGUCCAGCACCUUCUAUUGUUUCUUCUCCAACAGCUGUUUUGAAUGAUGAAAAACAGAAGGCGCCAGCUUCUAGCUCUAAGCAUGAAACUGCAUCACGAAAGCCAAGAAAAAGAAAGAAAGCUUCAGCAAGUCUAGAACAGCAGCCCGUCAUUGCUUCCCCUCAGCUCAAAACAGACAUGAUGUUAACUCCUGAAACCAAGCACACAGAAGGAUUCACCUUAUCUACUCAUCCUCCAAGUAAUGCUUUGGGUAGUAGGGUUGUUCCUAACACAAGCCAGAUCCCCUCUGUAGCUAACUACCAGAUAACGGGUGGUAUGGAUAGUGAACAAAGAAUUAUCUUUUCAGAACAGAUCUGCGGUGCAAUAGAACAAUCAACUGGACAAGCCAAAGGUGCAAGUAUGCACUCAAUGGAGGCAGUUAGGCACAAAGAAGGCAUAUGGAGCCAUCUAUCCACAAUCUCAAUAAGCAAUUUACCUCGAGAAGUUGAAGAGAAGCUUACCUCAGCUGCUGCUGCUGCUGAAGCGGCAGUAUCUGUUGCAAAGGCAGCUGCAGAAGCUGCCAAGAUGGCAUCAGAGGCUGCAUUACAGGCUAAAAUGAUGGCAGAGGAAGCACUUAACUCUUCUUCAUCUCUAAAGUCUGUGCAUCAUGAAGCUAGCGAAUUUUAUGUCAGUAGCAAUCCACCUAGCUUGUCAAGUUCAACACCAGCAUCAUCUCUAAAACUAAAGAACACCCAUGCUCCAGGUUCCAUCAUUUCAGUGGCACGGGAAGCUGCUAGAAAGAGGGUUGAAGAGGCAUCAGCAGCGGCAAAACGAGCAGAAAACUUGGAUGCCAUACUGAAAGCAGCAGAGCUUACUGCGGAGGCUGUGUUCAGAGCCGGUACUAUUAUUGGAAUGGGUGAACCACUACCUUUUACUCUAAGGGAGCUCUUGGAAGCUGGCCCGGAUGGCUACUGGAAGUCCGAGAGAGUGAGGAAUAAAACUGGAAGCAGUAAUGUUAAUCCAGUAACAGAAACCUUGGAGGUAUAUGCACCUGCUAAUUUAAGUAAACCUGGCAGAAAGCGUGGUCGGAAACCUAAAUAUGAUCAAGCACAACUGAAUUUGGAGCCAUCUUCAAGUGGCAAAGAAUUGCAGCUGGAAGAAAUACACUCAGGACAUGGGGUUGAAGAUGUUCCCACCGCUGUGCCACUGGAUGGUAACCGAAAUGAUACAGCACCAAUUAGCAUUAUCUGGAAUGGCAUUGAAAAAGGAUCUGCUGUUGAGGUUUUAUCUGACAAGGGUGGGUUUGGAGUAGCUUGGUUUUCUGCCAAGGUUGUUGAUAUAAAUGAAAAUAAUGCGUUUGUCAGCUAUGACAACCACAAUGGAACUGGUCCACGCGAAGAAUGGGUGCCAUUGAGACAAGAUGGUGAUAAGCCGCCUCAAAUACGUCUUGCUCAUCCGUCUACCUUCUCUAAAUUCAAAACCAGGAAAAGGCGCAGGGAAACAGCAGGAAGUUGUUUAUGGGUUAUUGGAGAUCAUGUAGAUGCUUGGGUCAAAGAUAGCAGUUGGCGAGAGGGAGUUAUUGCUCAGAAUUAUGAGGCAAAUGAGACAAAGUAUGUUGUACAUUUUUCAGUUGGAGGUGGUGGCGAGUCGUUAGUUGUCGAUGGUUGGAGUCUUCGUCCAUCACGUGUUUGGAAAGAUGGUCAAUGGACAGAGUGGUCCCGAGCAAGAGAAAGGAAAUCUAAAUCCAAUAAGGGUGAUUCGCCUCUUGAGAAACGCCAAAGGACAGACCUGCUUCAAGCAGGCAGUGAUCUAUCUAUUGUUGGCGAAGCAGGGGGUCCUUCGAAGGACAAGAAUACCAAUGCAAAAAAGCCGGAGGAGCUAAAGCCAUUGCCUUUGUCUCAGAGGGACAUGGUUUUCAACAUUGGGAAGAGUGUAGCUGAGAAUAAAUCUGAUGCUCUUGCAUUCAAACGGCCUGGAUUACAGAAAGAAGGAUCGAAGGUCGUCUAUGGUGUUCCAAAGCAUGGAAAGAAGAAGAAGUUUAUGGAAGUAAGCAAACAUUAUGAUGCAGGCCAAUCUGACAAGAUUUCCGAGGGCAAUGCAUCUAGCAGGCUUGCGAAACAUUCUAUGCCACAAUUGCCAAGACCGCGUGAAAAUACUUCUAAAGUUGAUCAUAAUAGAGGAAGGAGGGUAGGUGAGAUGAGGUCUAGAUUACCUAAACCUACAAAGUCUCAGAAUGUUGCAGCUAACAGCGUUCCUGACAAGGGUUCCUUGCCCAUAUCUGUUCCAAAUCCUGGUGUUUCUGAAAGGACUUCUACUUUUGCGGGAAGUACAACAAGCACUUCCAACACUGAGAAGCCCACUAUAGAAAAAAAUAAUUCUGUGCUGGGCACGGGCCUUAGAACUGAAGUUCCUUCUGUUUCUGAGAUGCAAGCUGCAUCUACCGUUCCUACUUCCAAGCAGAAUGUACCCGUUAAUAAUCGAGCUAAAAGGAAAUAUGUUCCUACUGUGGGUAACGUGAACAGAGGUGUACCUAGAACCUCUGAAAGGACUAGUUCUGAUUCUGGUGAGCCCCAAAGGACUAGUUCAGAUUCUGCUGAACCCAGACGAUCUAACCGGCGAAUUCAACCAACUUCAAGGUUACUAGAGGGUUUGCAAAGUUCCCUCAUAAUCUCCAAAGUUCCUAGCGAGAAGGCUCCUAGGAGCAAUUACAGAAGUGCUUCGUCGAGAGGGAGAGGUCAUGGCUGAGAAAAGGCACGACAGCACUGUUUCUAAUGGGACAGCUCUCCUCGUUGUACAUAGAUGCAGCCAUCCAGUAUGGAAGCCGAAGGAUAGGAUUGGAGUAGAAGCUUUUAUUGGAGCACAAGGAUUCAGAUGUAUUAUAAACUAGCUCAUUCUGCCUCCCUUUUCUUUUGCUUGCUUGAAUCAGACAUAACUCUUCCGUGUUCUAGAAUAGCAAUUAAUCUCGUAGUAACCUCCUAGUUUGUGUGGUGUGGAUACGCCGGGAAAGAAAUUGGGCGUGCCUUAAAUUUAUCCGACAGUUUACUGUAUCCUGUUUGGCCGUGA
Molecule: messenger RNA, 6945 nt
Organism: Setaria italica (foxtail millet)
Lineage: Eukaryota; Viridiplantae; Streptophyta; Magnoliopsida; Poales; Poaceae
Exons: 17
Coding region: 262-6627 (2121 amino acids)
Source: RefSeq, a predicted model, not a curated record